CUUACCAGGAAGUGACUGUCUUAUUCUUUCUCUCUUUACUCUCGUACUGAUUAUGGUCUUUAUUCUUGGAGUGAUCAGUGCAGAACGAAGGGAAAGACUUUCUAAAAGGAUUGUAGUGAAGUUUGUUUCAGAGUCGACAGCAGAUCUUUGCUGAUUCUGAUGAUUAUUCAUUAUUGAAAGCAACAUUCAGGAAGUGAAAGUAAAGUUCAGAUCGUUGGAGCUUUUACAAACAGAGGAAAUGGAUUCACUCUCUGUGGAAGAACUUUCUUGUCCCGUGUGCUGUGAAAUCUACAAGAAUCCUGUUGUUCUGUCGUGUAGUCACAGUGUGUGUAAAGAGUGUCUUCAACAGUUCUGGAAAACCAAGAGAACUCAGGAGUGUCCCGUCUGCAGGAGAAGAUCUUCAAGAGAAGAACCUCCUUGUAAUCUGGCAUUGAAGAACUUAUGUGAGAUGUUUGUGAAGGAGAGAAAUGAGGAGGAGAUCUGCAGUUUACACCGAGAGAAACUCAAACUCUUCUGUCUGGACGAUAAACAGCCGGUGUGUUUCGUGUGCAGAGAUUCAGAGAAACACGUCAAUCAUAAAUUCAGACCCAUCAGUGAAGUUAUUCCAUCUUACAAGGAGGAACUCAAGACAGCACUGAAGUCUUUACAAGAGAAACUCAAACACACAGAAAACAUGAAAGGAGAGUUUGAUAAAUCAGUUGGACACAUCAAGACUCAAGCUGAGCACACAGAGCGUCAGAUUAAAGAGCAGUUUAAGAAGCUUCAUGAGUUUCUCCGACAUGAAGAAGAAGCUACAAUCACUGAACUGAGAGAGGAAGAGGAGCAGAAGAGUCAGAUGAUGAAGAAGAAGCUUGAGGAGAUGAACACACACAUCUCAGCUCUUUCACACACAAUCAAAGACAUGGAGGAAAUGAUGAAAGCCAAUGACGAUGUCUCAUUUCUAAAGAACUUUAAUGUGACAAUGGAAAGAGUCCAGAUCUCACAGCCGGAUCCACAGAUGACUUCUGGAGCUUUCAUUCAUGUGCCACAUUACUUAGGCAACCUGACAUUCAGAGUCUGGAAGAAGAUGCGAGACAUUGUCCACAAGACUCCUGUGAUUCUGGAUCCAAACACUGCAAAUCCACUUCUGAUCCUGUCUGAUGAUCUGACCAGUGUGAGAUACAGCAAGAACAGACAAAUAUUACCUGAUAAUCCAGAGAGAUUUGACUGUUAUUCAUGUGUUCUGGGUUCAGAGGGGUUUAACUCAGGAACACACUCCUGGGAUGUGGAGGUUAAACACAAUAAAUGCUGGAGUCUUGGAGUAACUACAGCAUCAAACAAGAGGAAGGGAUAUGUUUUCUUUAUCACUGAUGUCUGGAGUGUGGGGAACACAAGGUGUCCCUCCACUGUGUUUAAAGUCAAACAGAAACUUGAGCGUGUGAGAGUUCAUCUGGAUUAUGACGGAGGAAAAGUGUCAUUCUCUGAUCCUGUAACUAACACACAUCUACACACAUUCACACACACAUUUACACACACACUCUUGCCAUUCUUCUGGAGUAAUGAUGAUGUCACUCCUCUGAGGAUUUUACCAGUUAAAUGUUUGUAACAACAGAAAUUCUCAGUAAUAUCUGAUUCUUUUUCUUUCAGAUAUUUCAGAUGAAAUAUAUAAAUCAUAAACAACUAACAUUGAAUCAAAUCAGAUUGAGUAUUAACAUCCCACACAACUUCUUAACAACUCUUUCAUAGUUCAUAGAAAUCUGUUCAAUCUGAUCAAACUGUAGAAACUCCUCAUCCAGACUGUUUGUUUGUUUGGAUCUGUGUUGGUAAAUAACAACAGAAGGUCACAUGAUGAUGUGUUCAUCAAGACUGAAUCUUCCAGGAGACAUCAUGAAUACUCCUGUAGAGAACAUUCCUAACAUUACAGAACGAUUGCCAGUGUUAGCUGGGUUUAAUCUUAGAUAAACAGGAUCAGGGAAAUUAUACUAAUUGAACUUGUUUAUCUAGAGCAGUUUCUGCAGGUUAUGAGGCUAAAGAAGGAACUGAACAAUACCUCAAUAUUUUCUGUAAAUAUAAUGUAUAGAGAGCAUUUAUAACAACACUUCAGUCAGGCCUAGUGUUCAUCCUGAAACAACUUAACACAUGUGUGUGUCUGUGUGAGUGUGUGUGUGUGAGUAUGUGUCUGUGUGAGUGUGUGUGAGUGUGUGUCUGUGUGAGUGUGUGUCUGUGUGAGUGUGUGUGUGUGAGUAUGUGUCUGUGUGAGUGUGUGUCUGUGUGAGUGUGUGUGUGUGAGUAUGUGUCUGUGUGAGUGUGUGUGAGUGUGUGUCUGUGUGUGAGUGUGUGUGUCUGUGUGUGUGUGUCUGUGUGAGUGUGUGUCUGUGUGAGUGUGUGUCUGUGUGAGUGUGUCUGUGUGAGUGUGUGUGAGUGUGUCUGUGAGUGUGUGUGUCUGUGUGUGUGUGUGUGAGUGUGUGUGUCUGUGAGUGUGUGUGUCUGUGAGUGUGUGUGUCUGUGAGUGUGUGUGUCUGUGUGUGUCUGUGUGUGUGUGUGUCUGUGUGAGUGUGUUUUUGUGUGUGUGUGUGUGCUUGUGAAUGUGUGUGUGAGUGUGUGUGUGUCUGUGUGAGUGUGUUUUUGUGUGUGUGUGCUUGUGAAUGUGUGUGUGAGUGUGUGUGUUUUUGUGUGUGUGUGCUUGUGAAUGUGUGUGUGUGUCUGUGUGAGUGUGUGUGCUUGUGAAUGUGUGUGUGUGUGUCUGUGUGAGUGUGUUUUUGUGUGUGUGUGCUUGUGAAUGUCUGUGUGUGUAAUAAUUGUUCAUGAGUCUCUGUCCUGAGCAGUGAAGAAUCCCUCAUCUACUCUACAGUUAUUUGGUUUCUCAGCAUCUUCUGCACAUUUGAGGUCUUCAGUGGCUAUAUGAUGAGAUUCAGCUUUUGACACUUGGGACGACUGAGGGACUCGUACACAACUAUUACCAAACAUGUCAACAUUCACUGAUGCUCAAGACGACAACACAGGAACAUCCAAGAGGUGCAAACUGUUCAACAGGAUGAUUUGUGUGUAUUAGAGAACUUUUUGUGUUCUGGAUCUUUUGAAGGGCUGAACUACAUCAAAUAUCAUAUUUAAUCUCUUAUACAUUAUUUUAUAUAUUCUGAAAGGGGUGUGUAAACUUCUGCACUAUAUAGUUUAUGAACAUUUAUAUUUGUUUAGAUUUAUUUAUUUUCAAGAUUUAAGCACAUUUGAGCUUUUUUAAUGUAGAUUGCAUGUAGUCAAUCUAUCCAUAUGAUGUCAUAUUACAUGUGUAAUUAUGAAAUGACUUGUCAUGUGAGCUACACAUUUGAACAACACAUUCACACACACACACACACACACACACACAUCUCAACAUAUAAGUGCUUGAAGUCAAAAGUUCAGUGUAUCUGUCUGAAUGUGACAUUGUGUGAUUCAUCUCGAGCUCGUGAGGAAAUAAACAUUAACAGUGACAGAAAAAUACUCGCUUACAUAUUCACCAAGAAAUCAAUCCGCUUCUUUCAGCUCGUUGUUAAACUCAUUUUUAUUGGUAUUUUUAUUUAUUUUUUAUUUUGCAAUCUAAAAAUGACAAAUCCAAGAAAAGAACAAUGAUGGAUUCAUGCAUGACCCCAUAAAACAGUUACAUGCAAUAGAGUUUAAAUAUAAAUCAAUAACUUGAAAAUAAUAAAGGAGUUUUGCUAUGAAGGUAAUAUUCGCCAAGAUAAAGUAAUACAUUAUAAAAUUAAAAUGAGAAGAGUGUAAAUUCAGAGAUUCACCCAAAACAUUUAAAGAUGUUUACCCAAAAUACUGCAAUAAUUACACCCCCAAAACAAAUGAAUAAUUGUUUCUUCAAACUGAUGGCAGGAGCAGCACAUGGGCAAAUACUAUUAUUGAAUUUAGAGAGUUUAUGAUUUACUGGGGAGCAAUUAAGUAUCAUUUUAAGAGACUUCAACAACUUUAUUGGAUAACCAAACAUGUCGUAGGAGCCAGAAAUCUUCCCAUUCUAUAGUUACACAUGAAAUAUAACAUUAACUUGAUUUAGUCUUUUAUUCCUCUUGUGCAGAACUCACAAUGCACACAUUUAAGAGUAGUUUUCAGUGUUUAUGUGCUCAAACUGUACAACAAACAAUUCACAAUUAAUAUCAAGUAUUGUACCAAAUAAAUGUAUCCAAAUUAUAACAUCAGCUUUUAGAUGGUGAACACUAAAAUAUAAAAUGCAAAAUAUCACAUUUUUGCAUGAAACAUUAUCACAAAUGUGAUACAACCAUCAAAAGUCUUACAAAAACUUAUUUAAACUUUGUUUUCCAACCAAAUGCAACAUAUAUUGAAAGAAUAUUGAACAGGUAAUAUAAAACAUGUGUACACAAACAUCAAAACACAAGUAAAUAACAUUAGGCCAAUGUAUAUAUCAAUACAACACGAACCAUCAAUAUACUUAACAACAAAACUAUUACUCGCCACGCUGGGAAUACAUCGUUUUAAAUGAGAGGUUCAUCAGGUAUUGGUACAGACUUUCAGCCAGCAGCACAAGAACAACAUGGUUCCCUUCCUCAGUCUUUUCCUAUCGAUCACAUGAGCCCCAAAUCAACGUCCUUAAGGGGCAGCACCCCACAUCAUUAAACGUAUUAUUCCAGAAGCUCACACAAGCAGGUGGAGAAAUCGGACACCUGUGAAGAAUUAAACGAAUGUUUGUUACUGAAAGUACAUCGGUCAACAAAUAG
Xyrauchen texanus (razorback sucker) is the source of this 4694-nucleotide messenger RNA. Its product is annotated as nuclear factor 7, ovary-like. The coding region runs from base 239 to 1585 and encodes 448 amino acids. The record is from RefSeq and is a predicted model, not a curated record. Lineage: Eukaryota; Metazoa; Chordata; Actinopteri; Cypriniformes; Catostomidae. Gene Ontology annotation, molecular function: protein binding; zinc ion binding. The transcript is spliced from 6 exons.